Molecule: messenger RNA, 1348 nt
Organism: Daucus carota subsp. sativus
Lineage: Eukaryota; Viridiplantae; Streptophyta; Magnoliopsida; Apiales; Apiaceae
Exons: 2
Coding region: 31-1182 (383 amino acids)
Source: RefSeq, a predicted model, not a curated record
CCUCACUUUGAUCCCGAGCGUUGGGCAAAAAUGUCUUCAGAUGCUUACGCGUCCAUGUUUCUCGGGUUGGGGAAAGCCCAUGUUUCCCAUGUUACAAAUGUACCCAAGCCUAAGGUAAGUCCGGCGGCUGGGUCCGGGUCUUCUAGCCGCCCUGAUCCGGAAAAUGAGAAAGCUGUGGAGACGUUGGGUGCCUCCGGGUCGGUGAAUCCGAGCCCGGAUGUCAAGAAGCCCUCCAAAAAGAAGAGGAAGAAGGAGGAGAGGAAAGCAGAGAAGGCUGAAAAGAAGGCUGCCCGGGUCAAGACUACUCCGGGUUCAUCGAAGGGGAAGGCUAUUGCUGCCAUGGAGUCUGGAUUGUCUGGGGAUCGGGUUGGUGAUCAUUCAAUUUGGGCUGCGGCCAAUAUCAUGACCACAAUGGCCCCUACUGAGGAGUGGGAGAGAAUGACCAAGUCCGGGUUGAUGAGGACUUUCAAUGAGGUUGUCGUUCAUUGGGGGAAGUUGGGGGCUACUGUUGCCUGCUUGGCUAAUAUGGCUGUGGAAGUUGAAGGCAGCGAUCAAACUCAGUUGGAGGAGCAGCAGGCCCGGAUCUCGGCUCUGCAGACCGAGGUUGGAAAUGUGAAGUUGCUGAUGUCCGGGAUGCAGACUUCUCUGAAGAAAAAGGGAGAUGAUCUUGUGGCUGCGGAGUCCCGGAGUGCGACCUUGCAGACGGAGAAGGAGAAGGCCGAGAAGGAUGCUGCUGAUCUCCGGGCGGAGGUGGAGAGGUUGAAGAAGGAACUUGCUGAGAGGGAGCCCGAGAAAGCUGUGAUUGAGAAGUACAAGAAAUCUGAGGAGUAUGACAAAGCCUUGGCCGGAGCUGGGAUCCCGGAGGUGAUCCGGAGCUGGAAGAUUGCCGAAAGACACAUAAAAACGGAUCCGAAGGCUAGCUUUGAGAGUUUCUGGCAGUUGUUUCUCAAGGCUAAGAAGGAUGUUGAAAAGGGGCUUCCAGAGCCGGACUUUUACGAGGGUCCUACCCCGAGUUUCAUCUCUUCUGCGGCUACUCCGGAUCCCGCUGUGAACCGCGUCGCCAUGCAAACUGAGGCUUCUCCGGAGAAGCCGGACGAUGAGCAGCCGGAGGAUGAACAGCCAGAGGACGAGCAGCCCGAGGAUGAGAUCAAUGAGCCCUCUGGAGAAGAAGACUUGGAUUAAUAUUUCGGGGUUUAUUCCCUUGUAAUCUUUUGACGUGUUUCUGAAAACUUGUUUCCGGAUUGUGGAUGGUUUUUGGGACGGUGAUCCGGACAUAUCUUGGUCCGAAGUGAAUGCUGAACUUAUUGUUGCUGUCGUUAAAUAUUAUCACCUGAUUUUGUUCGUCGUU